Messenger RNA from Gregarina niphandrodes, 2310 nucleotides. Its product is annotated as ubiquitin carboxyl-terminal hydrolase. Bases 1 to 2310 code for a protein of 769 amino acids. The record is from RefSeq and is a predicted model, not a curated record. Gene Ontology annotation, molecular function: cysteine-type deubiquitinase activity; zinc ion binding. Lineage: Eukaryota; Apicomplexa; Conoidasida; Eugregarinorida; Gregarinidae. The transcript is spliced from 3 exons. Gene Ontology annotation, biological process: protein deubiquitination.
AUGAACACAACCGAGUGCUUAUGGUGUCAUCAAAGCCUCGAAAACUCUGUCUCUACGUACUUUCCGGAGGGUUUGGUAUUCACUGAGAAGAAUCUCUACGUAGAGACGGAUGAGCCUUACUACACCGCCUGCGAUCAGCAUCUGUGUAAUCUCAAGUCGAAGUGGACAGUAGUCAUUACGAUGAAACGAGUCGUUUUGGAAGCCGAAGAGAUGUUGGAGAAGGCCCGCCAAGUCCAGAGGGAGUGGGAGCAAAUCAACGACCAGACGACGAAGAUAUCGUCGCCGGCGAUCUACAGAAAGGUGUUGGAAUAUGCACUUCGGUGCACGGACGGGCGGAGUUGGGUAGUCACGCCGGAGACGGGACGACCGGAGGCGGCGGAGGACGUUUCGAUCCCGGUUCGGGUGGUGGAGGCAUGUCGCGAAAUAGUGGGGAGCAAGCCCUUGAAGGGUGAGGUGGAGAUCCUUGUUGCGGAUGAGUUUACUCCGACGUUGAGUGAGAUUCCUAUUGCCAAAUCCAUAAGGAAGCAUGACUUCUCCAAAAAAGUUUCCUGUGACGAUUGUGGUCGGCAUGAGAAUCUUUGGUUGAAUUUGGCAGACGGGUAUGUCGGUUGUGGAAGGAAACAGUAUGGCUUAGAGGGUAGUGGGUGUCAAAACGGCCUGGAGGGUGCAGCUAUACGACAUUGGGAGCAAUGUAAGGAGAACCAUGUCGGUUUAAAAUUGGGAACUUUGACGUCUGUGAAUGCGGAGCUCUACUCUUAUUCCUUUGACACACCUGUCAAUGUUCCACGACAGCUACUUGACGCCUGCUUGAAAACAUUUGGUCUAGAUCGAGAAAUGUGGUCGGAGAAUGCUCAUGAAAAAAGUUUGGCUGAACUUGCGGCAGAUGCGAACAAGAAUCUCAGUAUUUCUCAAGGAUUUGGCAAAGAACAAAUGGUCAAUAAUGAAGGUGUACUGGGCAUGCAGAAUCUUGGCAAUACAUGCUAUAUCUCGUGUAUAGUACAUUGUCUAAAACUUAUCAAUUUAUAUGAGACUAAUGACCUCGUAAAAGGAGAGGAUAGACGAGAUGAAAGCGUUGCUUCCGCUUUGAAUAUAUUGAUCCAUACUCUCUUGACCACUGAGCCGGAUGUGAAGUAUGCUAGGGAAUAUGGUCAGGUCUUUUCGAAAACUAUGAAGGCUCUUAGGGACCUGGUGGGUAAGACUGUUGCGGAUCCGUCAAGUUCGGAUCCCUCACGCGCGGAUCCGUCAAGCUCGGAUGCCUCACGGGCGGAUGCCUCAGGUGACUACGGGAAAGUAUUUGAAGGAAGCCAUUUUGAUGAAACUUAUCACUAUGGUGCUCCUAAGCCUCUGUUUUUGAAGAGACUGAUUGGUUAUAAGUAUCACUCAUUCAAUAAUAACGAACAACAGGAUGCUGAAGAAUACUUCCAGCUUCUUGUUAAUGAGCUUCCACAACAGAUAUUGAAAUUGUUCCUUUUAGAAGGAGCGGAAAACAUUUCAUCAUCUCCAAACCCUUUCCAUUCUCCUCUUCUAGAUGUCAUGAUAUCGAGAUCUUUACAAAUUGAGUGCUGUCAGAAUGAGGGGAAAACAAUUGAUUUCAAUGACUUAAUAUUGAACUGUGAUAAACAAAUUUCGCAUUACCCUAAAUUCAUGUUUGUUGUCGUUCGAAGAAUGACACAGAUAGAUACGGAUAAUAGGAAGCUCAACAAUCUGAUUACUGGACAAUUUCUGGAAUACGAUUUCGGUAACCUUAAGAUGACUGAGGAAACCUCCGGAUCUCUCAAACCGGAAAACUCAACAGGAUUAUCGGAACAAAUUAUCAACGAAGCGGCAGCCCUCGGAUUUUCAGCUAAUCAAUGUCAGAUCGCCGCUCGAAAGUUGGGUCAGCCUAUCACAUUAGAAGCUUUGGCCAGCUAUAUUCUGGAUAACCCCGAUAUUAUGUCUGAUGAUAUAACUGAACGAAUCACUAUGGUUAUGAGUAUGGGAUAUAGUAAGGAUCAAGCUGAGAUUGCACUUAACGCUUGUAAUGGUAAUAUAGAGGACGCUGUUAAUCAUUUACUGAUCCAUAACGGGGAGGUAGGUCAAAAUUCAUGCAACGAUACUCCCUACACCGGAAGUACUAAGUACACCCUCAUCGCCACUGUGAACCAUACAGGCUCCAGCCUUCACGCGGGUCACUACUUCGUGAUGAAUCGAUACCCUACCGGUAAAUGGUACCAUAUCAACGAUGAGUACGUUAAGACCAUUGAUGACGAGGACACACUAACGGACGCCAUUGGGUCAGCUUAUCUUUUGUUGUAUAAGAGACUCGACUAA